AUGCCCAUCCAGAUCUUUUGCUCUGUGUCAUUCUCCUCUGGAGAGGAGGCCCCCGGAUCCGUGGGAGAUAUCUGGGGUCCCCACCACCACCGGCAGCAGCAGGACAGCUCAGACUCUGAAGAAGAGGAAGAGAAAGAAAAGGAGGCAGGAACCGAGCUGGAUGUGGGUGACUCACCUAGGGACCUGGUGGCCUUUGCCAACAGCUGUACCCUCCAUGGUGCCAGGCAUGUCUUUGUGGAAGGGGGCCCAGGGCCAAGGCAGGCCCUAUGGGCAGUAGCCUUUGUCAUAGCACUGGGUGCUUUCCUGUGCCAGGUAGGGGACCGUGUUGCCUAUUACCUCAGCUACCCGCAUGUGACUUUGCUAGAUGAGGUGGCCACCACAGAGCUGGCCUUCCCAGCUGUCACCUUCUGUAACACCAAUGCUGUGCGGCUGUCCCAGCUCAGCUACCCUGACUUGCUGUACCUGGCCCCCAUGCUAGGGCUGGAUGAAAGUGACGAUCCUGGGGUGCCCCUUGCUCCACCUGGGCCAGAGGCUUUCUCCGGGGAGCCCUUUAAUCUCCAUCGUUUCUACAACCGCUCCUGCCACCGUCUGGAGGACAUGCUGCUCUAUUGUUCCUACUGUGGGGGCCCCUGUGGUCCCCACAACUUCUCAGUGGUCUUCACGCGGUAUGGAAAGUGUUACACAUUCAACUCCGGCCAAGAUGGGCGGCCUCGGCUGAAGACCAUGAAGGGUGGGACUGGCAACGGCCUGGAGAUCAUGCUGGACAUUCAGCAAGAUGAAUACUUGCCUGUGUGGGGAGAGACUGAUGAAACGUCCUUCGAAGCGGGCAUCAAGGUGCAGAUCCACAGUCAGGACGAGCCUCCUUUCAUCGACCAGCUGGGCUUUGGCGUGGCCCCAGGCUUCCAGACAUUUGUGUCUUGCCAGGAGCAGAGGCUCAUCUACCUGCCCUCACCCUGGGGCACCUGCAAUGCUGUUACCAUGGACUCGGAUUUCUUCGACUCCUACAGCAUCACUGCCUGCCGGAUCGAUUGUGAGACGCGUUACCUGGUGGAGAACUGCAACUGCCGCAUGGUGCACAUGCCAGGGGAUGCCCCGUACUGCACUCCAGAGCAGUACAAGGAGUGUGCGGACCCUGCCCUGGACUUUCUAGUGGAGAAAGACCAGGAGUACUGCGUCUGUGAGAUGCCCUGCAACCUGACCCGCUACGGCAAGGAGCUGUCCAUGGUGAAGAUUCCCAGCAAAGCCUCAGCCAAGUACCUGGCCAAGAAAUUCAACAAAUCUGAACAGUACAUAGGGGAGAACAUUCUGGUGCUGGACAUUUUCUUUGAAGUCCUCAACUAUGAGACCAUCGAGCAGAAAAAGGCCUAUGAGAUCGCAGGGCUCCUGGGUGACAUAGGCGGCCAGAUGGGAUUGUUCAUCGGGGCCAGCAUCCUCACAGUACUGGAACUCUUUGACUAUGCCUAUGAGGUCAUUAAGCACCGGCUGUGUAGACGUGGGAAGUGCCAGAAGGAGGCUAAGAGGAGCAGCGCAGACAAGGGCGUGGCGCUCAGCCUGGAUGACGUCAAAAGACACAACCCCUGCGAGAGCCUCCGAGGACAUCCUGCCGGGAUGACGUACGCUGCCAACAUCCUACCUCACCAUCCGGCUCGAGGCACGUUUGAGGACUUUACCUGCUAAGCCCUCGCAGGCCGCUGUACCAAAGGCCUAGGUGGGGAGGGCUGAGGGAGCGAGGGGCCCCCAACUGCCCCCAGCUACCCUGGGGACUUAAUUGCGCUCCUGGGCAGUGGUUCCCUCUUGUCUGUGGUGAGAACGGAGUCUUUACCAUAGAGUCCUCUCCCAGCCUCUACCCCAUCUUUUUAUUUUAACGAAAUUAAACUAAUAUAAAGAGAGAGAGAGAGAGAGAGAGAGAGAGAUCGGCCAUGACCUCAGGCCGCUCUGCUCCAUGCUGCCUCCCCUAGCUCCGAGCCUGAAUUCUGUCUGUCUGGCUGUCUGUCAUCUGAGUGUCCACCUACAUUCUGCUGCCUCCAGUCACCAAAGCCCGCUCCUAGUGAGGGGAGGAGGGGAUCUCUAGGGUCUGAGAAUGAACCUUAAGGGAGAGAGGGCUGGUGGGGGGCUUCCCUAGCCUUAAGAGAUGCUCUCAGCCAGGCGACUCCCCACGAGCCCAAGUCGACAGGACAGGUAAGGACUCCAUGCCCAGUUCUGCUCCCUCAAGUGUACGGGAUCUUUAGGGGACAGAGAAUCCCCUGAAGAAGUAGAGAUGGGGACUCUGUGUGGCCCUGGUGCUGUAGGUCACAUCCCAAUCUGUAAGUCACCUCCACCCCAAAGCUGCUGGAGAGAAAUCCCAAGAGGCAGCCCUCUCUGUGACAUCCCCUAGAAGACCUGGCUGGUUGGCUCCCAGCUCAGGAGAGGGGCGCGGCUGCCUGACCUCACUGGCUUCUCUCUUAGAGGCCUUUGCAGAGGGCCACAUCCAUAAAUUUUCUUAUGGAACAAUCCCAAAUCCUCUUCCUGACUUCAUUUGCUUCUCUCGGCAACCUCAUCUGCAUUUUCUAUUUCUAUAUGAUACAGACUCUAUAUUACUAUAACCUUGUAUAUACUCCCCUCCCACCCUGUGUGUCUCCGCUCCAUUCCCUCUUGUCUCUGAGAACCACCCUCCCACCCACCGCAAGCUCUCCCUUCUGUCUCUCCCUCCGUUCUCCUGUCUCUGAAUGCCUUUGCCUGUAUAAAGAGCUGGAUUCUCCCCUGGUGUCUGUACUGUGUACACACAUCCCUUUGAGAAGCACAAGGAGAUGACACGCGCAUUGUAACCUUCGCACUGUCUCGGUGGCCACAUAAAGGAAGCUGUGAAUUACAAGCUCUGCCUCUUUCUGGCCUCGCCCUUUGCCCCCACGACCAGGGCACCCUCUGCCCUCCCCACAGCCUUAACAUAUCCUUCUCCCUGCUCCACCUAUCCCAGUGCCCUUUGCCUGGCGGACUGCGGCCUCCCUGAGGGAGAGGUACCCCAUCCGGGAACGGGGACAUUAUGCAAUGCUGGAAACUAAGCCAAGAGGGUUACAGACAGGGGAGCUGGGGGUCAGUGCCCACUCUCGCAGCUGGGCAGUGGGUACCCACAGCGAGAAGCUGAAGCCCUCGUUCAGUGGCCUUUCUCUCCUCGGGGUGCCCAGUGCCCUGUCCUCACCUUGAUGCCCAGGCCCACCAGGUGCAUUUCCUGGCGAGCCAGGGCUUGAUCAUGUGAGGAAGAGAUGGACCUAGAGCAGAAGUUGAAAGCCCUGCUGUCCUGUGUCCCCACUGUAAGGGCCAGCAGUUGAGGUAGAGGGCUUCUCACCCCCAGCAGGCACCCUUCCCAGGCCAGAGCUCCGAUCCCCUUCCAGGCCUUCUCUGUCCCCUCUGUCUCUUGGUCUCUAAUCCCAAAACAGGAUUUAUGGGCAGAUUACCUGUGUGCGUUGGCCUGGGGCCAGAGAGUGAGGCUCUAGAAUCUUCGAGACUUCUUGCUUCCCAAGAGUUGUUUAAAGAUCAGAACUCCCCAGAAAGAAACAGGGCAAAGCUGAGAAAUGUGCCCUGGCUUGGGGGCAGCAGGAGGGGCUCUGGGUGACGCAUGUUCUGGUCUAAUAAACUGGGUUUCA
Apodemus sylvaticus (European woodmouse) is the source of this 3620-nucleotide messenger RNA. It is a transcript of the gene Asic1, whose product is annotated as acid sensing ion channel subunit 1. Bases 1 to 1677 code for a protein of 558 amino acids. Gene Ontology annotation, cellular component: membrane. Lineage: Eukaryota; Metazoa; Chordata; Mammalia; Rodentia; Muridae. Gene Ontology annotation, biological process: sodium ion transmembrane transport. The transcript is spliced from 10 exons. The record is from RefSeq and is a predicted model, not a curated record.